Ficedula albicollis (Collared flycatcher) is the source of this 5518-nucleotide messenger RNA. RefSeq names its product zinc finger protein 366 (gene ZNF366). The transcript is spliced from 8 exons. The record is from RefSeq and is a predicted model, not a curated record. Gene Ontology annotation, molecular function: DNA-binding transcription factor activity; RNA polymerase II cis-regulatory region sequence-specific DNA binding. NCBI's taxonomy places the organism in Eukaryota, Metazoa, Chordata, Aves, Passeriformes, Muscicapidae. Bases 406 to 2607 code for a protein of 733 amino acids. Gene Ontology annotation, biological process: regulation of transcription by RNA polymerase II.
GGGGGGUACAGCGGGAGAGAGAGACAGAUAUGACAAACAUGAGAGCAGGGAGUGUUUAGGGCAAGACUCCUUCCAGCUUCAACAACUGUAUUCACGGAGAAAGAAAACCCCACGUCUGUUGAUGGAAAGAAGAAGUUUUAUCCUGAAGCCUACUACCAGCAGACGAAGGAUUGGUCCUGUGAUGCCUGUAGCUGUGACCAAUGGAAUAAGUCCAUAUGCUCAGUAAAAGCAGUCAAAGGUAACAAGUGACAGGACAAGAGGAAAUGGCCUCAAGUUGUUCCAGGGAAAAAACCUCUUCUCAGAAAAGGUGGUCAAGAACUGAACCAGGCUGCCUACAGAAGUGAUUGAGUCUCCAUCCUUGGAGGUAUUUAAAAGGGAUUUUGGCCACAGAGAAGAAAACUGAAUAUGAUGAAGAACGAAGAAACAAGUUUUAAUGUGGACAAUACCCGAGCCUCUCCCUUCUCUCGCUGCCUGCAGCCACUCAGCCCAGUUACAAAGCCACACAAAACAACUCAAUUUGAUGAAGAAUUCAGGGCACACCUCUCUCAUUUCCGCUAUGGUCCUCCUCCUCUUGAAAACAUGGAAACAUUCCCGGGGUCCUUGGAAGGAGGGUCUCGUAAACGCAAGAGCAUGCCAACCAAAAUGCCUCCUCCCAUCACCCUUGAGGAUUCCUCAUCAUCACCAGACAGACCUGAAGACCACAAUGAUGGAGGCUCUUCCAGUCUCCCCUUGGUGUUCCAACAGCCAGCUCAGCCCAAGUACAGCUCCCAGAUGAUUGACCUCUGCAACUUUGGUUUUCAGUUCUACAGAACUCUGGAGCACUUUGGAGCCAAGCCCAUCAAGCAAGAACCAGUGAAGCCUAACAUGGCAUGGCCCAGUGGCCCAGCAUUCAUGCAGGCUCCUUACCCUUAUUAUCCUAAAGUCCACCCUGGCUUAAUGUUUCCUUUCAUUGUACCACCAAACUUUCAUUUCAGGAACCCUUUUCAAAUGAAAAGACCUCCAGAACCACCCUUUAGGAGGGCUGAAGUAAGAGAAAGUGGUGAAAACAAACAGAAAGUGGAAAGAGUAGAUGUCAACCUUCAGAUAGAUGACAGCUACUAUGUUGAUGUGGGGGGUGAACAGAAACGCUGGCAAUGUCCCAUGUGUGAGAAGUCCUAUACAUCCAAGUACAAUUUGGUCACCCACAUCUUGGGUCACAGUGGCAUUAAGCCACAUGCUUGUACCCGGUGUGGCAAGCUUUUUAAGCAGCUGAGCCACUUGCACACGCAUAUGUUGACACACCAGGGCACUCGGCCACAUAAGUGCCAGGUGUGCCACAAGGCUUUCACUCAAACCAGUCACCUUAAGAGACACAUGAUGCAACACAGUGACAUCAAACCUUACAACUGCAGGAUCUGUGGCAGGGGUUUUGCCUACCCCAGUGAGCUGAAAGCACAUGAGUCUAAGCACGAGAGUGGACGAGAGAACAUUUGUGUGGAGUGUGGUCUGGACUUUCCAACUCUGGCGCAGCUGAAGAGACACCUAACCACCCACCGUGGCCCUAUACAGUACAACUGCACCGAAUGUGAUAAGACCUUCCAGUACCCAAGCCAGCUGCAAAACCACAUGAUGAAGCACAAAGAUAUCCGCCCGUACAUCUGCACUGAGUGUGGCAUGGAGUUUGUGCAGCCCCACCACCUGAAGCAGCACUCCCUGACACACAAGGGUGUGAAAGAGCACAAAUGUGGAAUUUGUGGCCGGGAAUUUACCCUGCUGGCCAAUAUGAAGCGACAUGUCCUGAUCCACACCAAUAUCAGAGCCUAUCAAUGCCAUUUGUGCUUCAAGAGCUUUGUGCAAAAGCAGACUCUCAAGGCCCACAUGAUUGUUCACUCUGAUGUUAAACCCUUUAAAUGCAAGCUGUGUGGAAAGGAAUUUAACAGAAUGCAUAAUUUAAUGGGACACAUGCACUUGCACUCAGAUAGUAAGCCAUUUAAGUGCCUCUACUGUCCCAGCAAAUUCACCUUGAAGGGGAACCUAACCAGGCACAUGAAAGUCAAACAUGGGGUCAUGGAAAGAGGAUUUCACUCUCAAGGUUUUGGAAGAGGAAGGAUUGCUCUGUCCCAGACAAAUGUCUUGAGAAGCUUGGAACAGGAAGAGCCAUUUGAUCUUUCCCAGAAAAGCCAAGGGAAGGGAAUCUCAUUUCAUUCUGAUGGUGAGAGUGCCAAGGGAAGCUCGUGCCAGGAAGAAGAGGAAGACAACUGCUAUGAGGCAGAGCGGUACAGCCCUGCCACGUACCAUCAUGAUGACAACAAGCUGUGCUUGGCUCAAGAUCUCUCUGGCAAACCUGAGUGCGUGAUGAAGGACUUCAGGGAGUCCUACUGCAGUGAGAAGGAAGAGGUGUUAAGUGAGGGAGGACUGGUGAAGAGAAUAGGAAAUUCAGACAAAGAGGAGAGAUGUGGAGAGGGAGAGCUUGCAAACAACAAAGAACAUCUCAGCUUUAGAUCCUUUGAAAAGGCCAGACUUGGUCACUCUCUCUCUGAUUACUUGUAUUUCAAGCACAGGAACAAGAGUUUGAAAGAAUUGCUGGAAAGAAAAAUGGAAAAACAAGCAAUGAUUAUAGGCAUUUAAAAUGAACAUUUUAAAACAGCUGGAAAAUGGUAACCAGAUAGAUUUUAACAUGAAUUGUAAGCCACUAAAGCCUGGAAGUCUGUAAUAGCAUUUAGAAAUAAAUAAGCCAAAAUAUUGAAAAUUAUUUAGGGUAAAACACAUACAUUACAAGAAUAAAGCAGCUCAAGAUCAUCAAGAAAUGAAAGAGAUAUUGAAAAAUAACACUUUUAUAUUUAUCCAUUCAAUGUAUAACAGACAAUGGGUUGGGUACAGAAGUUUACUUCCUAUUAUAUGGGGAUAGAUACAUGCAAUUUUCUACUUAGCAGAAAGCAACAUACUUUAGCAACUGAUUUAUUAUCUGACUAAAUAUAUAUGAACACUUCUAACCAUAUGCCUCAAAAAUAUCUGAAAACACAAAGUAUUUCACAUUAUAAGCCAGAGUACUAUUAAAAAUGGCAUGCAGGAAAAUGCUGCCAACAUUCAGAACUAAUACGGUCCAAAUACUUUGAUUUACUGAAGUGACUCUUAGUUCAAUUACCUACAAUGACAAAUGGGAAACAAAUUAAUAAGAAAUAUUAAUGGUUUGCGAGGCAGUAAAUUUCUGUAAGGCUUUGAAAGGACUGAUAUUUAUUACAAAAGCUAGUCCUCUGGCACAAGGAAUGUUUGUGCUUUGCUGAGUUUCAAACAGUAUGGGAGUAUUCAGAAAUUCUUGAAGUGUAAUAGCAUAGAUUGUGUUGACAUUUUGUUCUACUGUCUGCUUAGACCAAUUUACUGGGCAACAUCAGAAUGCAGCAUUCAGAAUCUUGCCAUAGUUACACAUAACACGGUAUGAGUAAUUUAAUUGAAAAAAUUAUGCGGCUUUCCCAUUUUUCUCUUCAGUUAUCAUGACUAGUAAGGAUAAUUUUGAAAUACAUCGAUCUGAUCAAUUUUUGUUUCAGAAGGUGAAAAUCACCCUUACAGAACUAACAGUACCUCACAGAGGAAAACCUUCCUCUGGUUUGGGUCAGAAAUCUUCUCUUAUUAAACAAACACAUCUUGAGCAGUAAGCUGAGGGCCUUUCAGACAAAUUUCACUCAUGCUGUUUUUAUGGAGUCCAACUCAGUUUUUCACCCUCUGAUUCCCAUACAGUUAUAAAUUUAUAACAAACAUGGAAAAAGCAUAUUCCAUUAAACUUUUAUUAAUUGCAUGAAUACUUUGAACAGCAUAUUAAUUCCAUGUUCAAGAAAGACAAAAAGCAGCCCUGCACCAUCCUAUUGCUUAUCUGGAAAUAAAAAUUUCAUUAAUCAUAAAAUUUGUCCUAUGUCCUUUGGACAUCCCAGCUCAAAAGGUUAAAAUCCAUGAAUAUGGUACAUCUCUUCCAAAUAUUACUACCUUCUUCAUUUACCUGCCAAGUUCUUGAUUUGAAAUGCAUUGCAAUCAUGCUUUGUCUAUAUCAAGUUAUAAUUAAAUAUAUAGUCAUCUACUUAUGGCUUGCUAAGACAAGUCAUGUAGCUGCAGCUCUCUGCCUCUCUAAGAAAACACACACCUUUCAAAUUUAUGAUCCUCAUACCUACCAGUUAAUCAGCAUUCACAGGGCAAAGUCCUUAUUCCUUAUAUAAAACUAAAUUUGUGCAGUCCAAGGCUGCAGGCAGUGCUUUCCUUUUUCAAGGCUCAAAUGUGGUGUAACACACGUGGAAACUCAUGCAGAAACAGCAGUUGAUUAAAAAAGAGCAACAUCCAGGUGAUGUGCAUAUUUUUUAAAACAAAAAUAUUAUGCCAAAUUGAACUGGAAGGUAGGUCACUUUAAACCUAGAAUUUUAAAAGUUGUUGAAAGUGAGGUGUAUUUUAGAGGGAUAGAGUCAUGUUUCUUCAGGGCUGAUCUGUUCUGUCAAAUAUUCCUCUUCCUUGCUUUAGUUGUAAGACAAUGCCCACUGAAGAAAGAACAUCCAUCUUUCUUUCCAGGAAGACAUUGCAGUCAAGCAAAAAAAGUAGAAAAUUUUCAGAAUAACGAGUGUAACUGUAUUUUCUCUUAGACUGCAGGGGUAGGUAGAAAUUCAGCAUGGUCUAGUAGAUGGUCCCUGGCAAAUGGGAGCAACUCCUUCAGUUAACGUCUUGGCACUUGCUUAUCUCUGCCAGACAAAAGCUCCCAUUUGAGCAUGUAUAAAGCCAAGAGCUGGGAGUCUCUAACUCUUAGAAUUCUCUCCCUCUUGGUGAUGUAGUUUCCAGCUGUACAUGGUUCAAGAUCAGUCCACUCUGCCUUUCCAGAUGUAUUAGUUCCCAUGAGAGGAAGAACAUGCGAGAAAUCAGGAAUCUUUGCAGUUUCUAGAAAGGUGAUCAUGCAGGUGGGUGGAAUUCAGCAAAUCCUUCAUUCCUGUGUGUGUAAAUCAGGAAAGUACACAGCCUUUCCAUUGCAAAGUCUUGUCUAUUGAUUGGAGAGUGCUGUGGGACAGCUAGACAAUCCUUAACAAGAAAGAAACCAAGUAUUAUACAUUAAUUGCUGUCCAGACAAAGGGAGCAGAGGAGACAUUUUCAGCAGAGUUUAGCUCCCAGCCACUAAUAUCAAAGGAUAUAUUCUAACUGGCCUUCAGCAAAGCCUUUGAUACUAUCUCCUGUGGCAUACUUCUUGAAAAGUGAGCUCAUAGUUUGGGCAGAUGAACCCUUCACUUUGGUAAAAACCUGUCAGUACAGCCGGGCCCAGAGCGUGGUGGUUAAUGGAGUUAACUGCAGCUGGCAGGCAGUCACCAGUGGUGCUCCCCAGGGGUCAGUACUGUGCCCAGCCCUGUUUAAUAUCUUUGUCAGUCAUCUGGAUGAGGGGAUGGAGAACACUUCAGUCACUUUGCAGCUUCUGGGCCCAGGGCCAGUGGUGUGAGGCUCAGCAAGGCCAGUGCUGGGUCCUGCCCUUGGGUCACAACAACCCCAGGCAGUGCCACAGGCUGGGGCAGAGUGGCUGCAA